CAAGUGUCACUCUCCCACACAGUGAGAGCUUCAAGUGUCACUCUCCCACACAGUGAGAGCUUCAAGUGUCACUCUCUCAUACAGUGAGAGCUUCAAGUGUCACUCUCCCACACAGUGAGAGCUUCAAGUGUCACUCUCCCACACAGUGAGAGCUUCAAGUGUCACUCUCCCACACAGUGAGAGCUUCAAGUGUCACUCUCUCAUACAGUGAGAGCUUCAAGUGUCACUCUCCCACACAGUGAGAGCUUCAAGUGUCACUCUCCCACACAGUGAGAGCUUCAAGUAUCACUCUCCCACACAGUGAGAGCUUCAAGUGUCACUCUCCCACACAGUGAGAGCUUCAAGUAUCACUCUCCCACACAGUGAGAGCUUCAAGUAUCACUCUCCCACACAGUGAGAGCUUCAAGUAUCACUCUCCCACACAGUGAGAGGCAUCUAGCACGUCACUAUAUCCUGAGGGUGAUCAUAAACACCGUCACUAUGUACCUUCUCCUACCCUUCCUGUGUGUCAUGGUGGCUGCCGCUCAUCCUAAUGACUUGGGAGUCAAUCCAGAAGAACUUCAUUCGACAUUGAUCGUGAACCAGUUGUUGUUGUCCCAACAAACAGAACUCUUAAAGGAGAUGGUCAACGCAGUCCGUACUGCCCUUACCCUUACAAACAGGUCCUGGACGAGUGCUUCCACCUGAGUACACACAGACUGACCUGGAACAAUGCACGCCAGCACUGUCAGGGAAUGAUGGGAGACUUGGCUUCACCCAAAAACCUCUAUGCUCUCAAGACUUUCAUUAUAGACGAAACCGGAAUUAACUCAUAUGAAACACUGCAGACGAUCCCAGUGUUCGUGGGCGGCGCAGACGAAGGGGAAAACAGACAGUUUAAGUGGGUGAAUGGAGAAGCCAUUAACAGCAGCAACUGGGCACCUGGUGAACCCAACAACAAACACAAUUCUGAAUUUUGUGUCGAGAUGUUUCUUCACUCACACCCAUCACUUAACGAUGAAUCUUGUGUGUCGGAGCGGCAAUUCGUGUGUCAAUAUCACCCACCUAAGACAAACUAAUAACAAAAGGGCAUAUAUACCUAGAAAUGUGGCUACAGAGAGCCAGAAGUUAACACUUGAGGGCGAGAUGACGGCAGGACGAGUGGCUACAUAUUUUCAAGAUGAAGUUUUAUAAAUGAAUUUUAGUGAAUCAUUUACAUAAUUCUGUAUUCAAACAAUUUUUACAAUUAUGAAUUAGAUCAAUAUAAUAGCCCCAUUAGUAUAAUUAUAGUCUCCA
Cherax quadricarinatus is the source of this 1275-nucleotide messenger RNA. NCBI's taxonomy places the organism in Eukaryota, Metazoa, Arthropoda, Malacostraca, Decapoda, Parastacidae. The record is from RefSeq and is a predicted model, not a curated record.